Molecule: messenger RNA, 2273 nt
Organism: Ylistrum balloti
Lineage: Eukaryota; Metazoa; Mollusca; Bivalvia; Pectinida; Pectinidae
Product: probable methyltransferase-like protein 25
Exons: 7
Coding region: 72-2171 (699 amino acids)
Source: RefSeq, a predicted model, not a curated record
ACAUCUGUUGUGCCAACGGGUGCCCACAUGCAGUCAUUUCAAAAUUUUGAAGGACAGAAAAACAAAUAAAGAUGAAGUGUGACACAGAUGUAACAGCCAGAAGUACAAAUAAAUAUGAUGGAAGUCCUGAAGGACUUGAUUUGAAGAAGGUCCAAGGCUGUCUGGAUAGUGUACUGUCUGUGACACAGAGUUACCUCCCUUUCUGCAAUGCGCAUUCCAAUGACUUCAUCAUUGAAAGUCACUGGGACAACCACAUUCCUCCUUGUAUCAGAGAAGAGCUCCUACAUAUGACAGAUCAAGAACUCUGUGACUUUCCAGCUAAAUAUAUAGACAUGUUAGAAAAUCAUGUUAAAGCUGUAGACAGCAGUGAUAACAGAAUAGUCAAAGGAAGUUCCAAGUGGAUCCAUGAGGACCUUAAUUCCUACCUACAAGCUGUAUGUGGCACCAACCUCAAGUCACUUGGUGUUUUGGUAGAUAUUGAAUAUUUGUUCAGUAAAACAGGACAGGUCAAAGAUGAUCUCCAAAUUAAGAAUUUCAUGACAAAUAAGAAGUCACAUGAAGUGGACAUUAUGACUUGUGUGGGUUCCAGACUAGCCAAUACUAUGGGAACUGAUGUGAUCGUUGAUAUGGGUAGUGGGAAAGGGUACCUUAGCACACAGCUUGCUCUCAAGUGUCAUAAGACAGUGGUAGGCAUUGAUGCUCAGAUGAUCAACACAAAAGGGGCCAUAAAAAGGGCCAAAAUCCUCACAAGACAAUGGAAGGGCCUGGUUCGCAAUGCCCAGGAGCUUCAUGAUACAGGGGUUGUCACAAAAAAGAGCAAGAAAUUGAAAAAGAAACUUAAAAAGGAAAGAAUGUCUGCCAUGAUGGUGGGAGAGGGGGAUACGAAAAAAGCUGAGAAAAUGAAGACUACUUGGGAGGAUUUUGAUGGAUUGGACACAAUAUUUGGAGAGGAGAACAAUGAAGCAUUUGUUGAAAGUGCAAUGUCUACUGAGGAUUCUGUGAGAGAACAAAGAAUAUCUGCAUCAACUGUCUGCAGACAGUCUCCUCCUGGUACACCGGGCAGUACAGUUACAUGUUGGUCUGAAAACCAACUAAACAUGGGAGUAGAUAUAUCAACCAAAUCUGAAAUAGAAAAUUUUAGUAACAUGACACUUGAAGAGGCAAAACACGAUGUAAGUAGUUCUUCAAAGAUUUGUAGUUCAACUCAUGGAAUAAAAGACCAAAAGUUCCUUCCUGAAAUAGCGUUAGAAGUUGCACAAGUGCCAAGCAUGGCAGUUAAGACAGAAAAUCCACACUUUGACUCCAAAGUUUCACAGAAGAAAAGACAAAAAACUCCAGACAAAAGUCAAAAACCUAGGACAUAUCUUCCAUAUGUCCCCCUCACACUUUUUGUAGAUACAUCUAUGGACCUAAUGAAAGUUGUGUCCGAGGCUCUGUCAGAUCAUCCUUCAUCAUCUAGUGUUAUGUGUGACAAACCAGGGGAGACAACUCUCAUGUUGACAGGUCUACACACAUGUGGGGCCUUAGGAUCCAGUAUGCUUGAGCUAUUUGUCAACAACCCAACAGUAAAGGUGCUGUGUGGGGUGGGCUGUUGUUACCACAGCAUGAGGGAGAUGUUUGGUCUCGAGUGCCAGCAGUUUGAAAAUGAUUUCCCUGUAGGAUUUCCAAUGAGUUGUUACCUAAGGGAUAAGAAAGUGUACCUUGGGAGGAUUGCGAGGAACUUUGCCUCCCAGUCUAUCUACAGACAGGCACAGGACUCAGAGUUGUCCUUCGCCACUUUUCCUCGUUGCCUUCUCCAAAAGAUCCUUCUGGAUGUAGUUGGUCACAUAGAUCCAGACUGGAAGGGUCUACGAGGACUGGGAGAUAUAACCCCAGAUAUGUACCAGUAUGUAGUGAAGGCAUUCACCAAGUUAGGACUUCCAACAGACAAGAUAACACCAGACCUUGUCGAGGAAUACUGUGAUAGAUACAAGGAUGAUAAAAGAAAGCUGGCAGCCUUCCGCCAACUCAAGUCUGUGUUAGCUCCAACCAUAGAAGCACUAGUACUGUUAGACAGGGCAUGUUACCUCCUGGAACAGGAGUGUGUUGGUGAAGUUUACAUGGUUCAGAUGUUUGACCCAGUUAUCUCCCCUCGUUGCUACGGUAUUGUUUCAAUAAAGAAAUCCCGAUGACGACUGUCGCCACAUGUACUUUGUUCUUAAUAAUGAUGUGAGGUAAAUGUUGGUCUGUGGGAUUUAGCGUGUAGAAGAAUGGAAGACAAAUCUCGUGUCCCA